CUAAUCAAUGUUAUUUGGGUGCUUUUAAUUCAGAGGAGUUGCUGUUAAGGAUCCAUCUGCUCCCCAUGGAGUUCGACUUUUGAUCGAGGACUAUCCUUAUGCUUCUGAUGGGCUAGAGAUAUGGGAUGCUAUCAAGUCUUGGGUGGAAGAAUAUGUCUCAUUCUACUACAAGUCAGCUGAGGAACUUCAAAAAGACCCCGAACUCCAAGCUUGGUGGAAAGAACUUGUAGAGGUGGGUCAUGGGGAUUUGAAGGAUAAGCCAUGGUGGCAAAAGAUGCAAACUCGUGAAGAGUUGGUUGAAGCUUCCGCUACCCUCAUAUGGAUUGCUUCAGCUCUUCAUGCUACUAUUAACUUUGGACAGUAUCCAUAUGGAGGUUUAUUCCUGAAUAGGCCAACUAUUAGCAGGAGAUUCAUGCCUGCGAAAGGGUCUCCUGAAUAUGAUGUGUUGGCUAAGAACCCUGAGAAGGAGUUUUUGAAGACUAUUACUGGCAAGAAAGAGACCCUCAUUGACCUUACAGUUAUAGAAAUUUUAUCAAGGCACACAUCUGAUGAGUUCUACCUUGGGCAGAGAGAUGGUGGUGACUACUGGACUUCUGAUGCCGGGCCAUUAGAGGCCUUUAAGAGGUUUGGAAAGAAUCUUGAAGAGAUUGAAAAGAAGCUUAUAGAGAAGAACAAUGAUGAGACAUUGAGAAACCGCUAUGGGCCGACUAAAAUGCCUUACACUUUGCUCUAUCCUUCUAGUGAGGAGGGAUUGACUUUCAGAGGAAUUCCCAACAGUAUCUCUAUCUAAGGGUUCUAUGGUUCC
Molecule: messenger RNA, 805 nt
Organism: Glycine soja
Lineage: Eukaryota; Viridiplantae; Streptophyta; Magnoliopsida; Fabales; Fabaceae
Product: linoleate 9S-lipoxygenase-4-like
Exons: 1
Coding region: 275-790 (171 amino acids)
Biological process (GO): lipid oxidation
Molecular function (GO): oxidoreductase activity, acting on single donors with incorporation of molecular oxygen, incorporation of two atoms of oxygen; metal ion binding
Source: RefSeq, a predicted model, not a curated record